Molecule: messenger RNA, 1140 nt
Organism: Apodemus sylvaticus (European woodmouse)
Lineage: Eukaryota; Metazoa; Chordata; Mammalia; Rodentia; Muridae
Gene: Nr2c2ap
Product: nuclear receptor 2C2 associated protein
Exons: 5
Coding region: 221-643 (140 amino acids)
Source: RefSeq, a predicted model, not a curated record
CACUGCGCGUGCGCUGCUCGCACGCGGUUCCGGGUUCGCAGAUCUGAGGCUCUGUUGCUCGGCUGUUUUAGGAAGCUGCUUUUGUCUCCCUCCGGUUCCAAGAUCGCAGUCCUUGUCGCAUAGGGGUGACCAGGGGGUACGGAGGCUGGCCGCUGGGUCAAGUUGGGAGUGGCAGCACUAGACUUCGAUCUCGCGCUCUGCGAGGCAUCGUACGACCGAGAUGACCCAGUCUUUGGUUUGUCCCGAGACCGUGAGCAGGGUCAGUUCUGUGCUUAAUCGCAACAGCCGGCAGUUUGGAAAGAAACAUCUUUUUGACCAGGAUGAAGAGACAUGCUGGAACUCUGACCAGGGCCCCUCCCAGUGGGUGUCACUCGAGUUUCCCCAGCGUGUUCAGAUCACACAGCUGCAGGUGCAGUUCCAGGGUGGCUUCUCCAGUCGCCACAGCCGCCUGGAAGGCUCACGGGGUGGGGAGGCCCUCAGCAAGAUUGUAGAUUUCUACCCUGAAGACACCAAUGCCCUUCAGAGCUUCUCCAUCCCCACUGUGGAGGUGGACCGGCUGAAGCUGACUUUUGAGGACACCACCGACUUUUUUGGCCGUGUAGUCAUCUACCACCUGCGGGUGCUGGGUGAGAAGAUAGGAUGACAAGUGUUGGCGGUUACUGCCCCCCAGGAGGCACCCAGAAGCUUUUCAAGGUCUGCACAGAUUUAUUGGUUGCCGCUGUGGAGAGCCCUUCCCGCCACGGUCCAGGAGCUGCCUUCCGAGCCAGUUGUGGGGCUGACUGGGUUGUCCCUGAGUGCCUGGGGUCUCAACAGGCUGUGUUCACUCGGGGUCCACAGGCCCCAGGGUACUCUGGAACAGUCUAAGGAUGUGGUUCUCCAUCACCUGUUGCACUGUGGGAGGAGGGAGGAGGUGUGAGCCAGGGAGAGGGACUGAUGACACAGGCAGGGACAGCAGGAACAGCAGGAAACGCUGCUUCACCAAGUGCUUUUCUGCCCUUGCGGGGCUGGGCUCUUGAGAAGAGGCUGCUUUAAGGCAAGGCUUGCCUGUCUCCUCCCCUCGCUGCAUCCCGCCCACCCUCCAAAUCUUAGCCUUCCUGCCUCCAGAGCCACUGAGUCCAAAUAAAACAUUAAAAGAUAAAA